UCACAGAAAAUGGCCGACUGUGAGUUUAGGGAUAAUUUCCUUCGGCUCCAUGCACCAUUUUAAGGUGUCCUACGUCUGACCAUGCACUGUUGCAUUUAGCAGAAAAAGAUAAUGUUUAAAAAGGCGAAACGAGCAAAUUUUCGGCGGAGGAAUGAGUCCGACGAGGACGAACAGGAGGAGAGUCGGCAACCGCCACUGGCACCGACAUCGUUUGGGCCUGUAGUGGAGGAAAUCCCGUUCAUGGAGACCUUCAAUAGCAGCAUUAGUGCAGCACCGAACAUCGCGGAUAACUAUCAUAGCAACGGCUUUCAGGUUAACGUUCAUAGCAUAAGAGCCGUCAAGAAAGAAAAGAAAGUCAAAGAUAUAGCUCCGGUGCCUGGACCCACGAAAGCAAGUUUACUGAGUUUCGACGAUGAAGAAGAAGGAUCCGAGGUGUUCAGAGUGAAGAAGUCCAAUCACAGCAAGAAGAUCGUCAAACAGCUGAAGAAGGAGUACAAGGAGGAUUUGGAGAAGGCUGGACAUGUCAAACAGGACAUCAAAUCAGAUGCUCCACCUCAGCCAGCGGUUGCCAUCAAAGAGGAGGUCACGAGCGGAGCAGGCAGCGAACAGGGCGAGGAAGAAAUGGAGGUGGACAGCACUGAUGAGCAGGAGGAAGAGGCACGAGGUCAAAGUGGCCAGGCACAUGGCCAAGCCUCCAAGAACAACAAUACUGGAGCAACAUUCAACACGCUUUCCUCCCUCGGCAGCCUCAGACCAGGGGAGAUCCCCGAUGCAGCCUUCAUCCAUGCUGCAAGAAAGCGCCGGCAACUGGCUAGAGAGCUGGGAGGUGACGCCCCUCUGGUCGAGACAGAGGCUCCUAAGAAACGCCUGGUGGGAGAAGACCAAGAUGCCAGCGACGACGAAGACGAGGAAGAGAAGAGGAUCCGCUUCAGUGGGGUGAAGAACAAAAGCCAGCGACAAAAGAUAGCUGAGGAGAUAGGUAUUGAGGGUAGUGAUGACGAGGCACUGGAUACAGGUCAGGAUGAAGAGGUGAGCCGUUGGGAGCAGGAGCAAAUUAGAAAAGGAAUCAGCAUACCCCAGGUCCAAAGCACCCAGCCAGAGGAGACCACAGUCUACUACCAGAACAGCUACGAGAGCCAGCCCUAUGGCUCUUCUUACAGCUUGCCAUUCACCUACAGCACCGUGGCACCACAGACUGGCAAGCCAACUGGCCGAGCAGACAACGGCUCCGUUCACUACGGGGCCCCUAUUAGUGACCUAACCCCGGUAUCCAUUGAUCUGGUAAAGAAACGCCUGCUGGAUAGGCUCGGCCAAAUGUGUGCAGGCCACAGCGCAAACGCCAAGCGCUACAAACAGAUCGAAGACGACCUAGCUGCCUCCGAGAGCACCAUACAGCAGCUGGAGGGCUCAUCCAAUGACAAUGCAGAUCAAUAUAAAUUCUUGCAAGAGAUGCGAGGGUAUGUUGGAGACUUGCUUGAGUGUUUCAGUGAAAAGGUGCCUGCUGUCCUGGAGCUGGAGGCUGCCAUGCACCAGUUACUAAGGCAACGGGCCUCACGACUUGUCCAGAGAAGACAGGAUGAUAUUAAAGAUGAAUCGUCGGAGUUUGCAAGCCUUUCAAAUAAAGCUGUCAUGGCUCCUAAUCUAGACUCAUUUGGUCGAGACCGCGCAGCAUACCAAGCGCACAGUUGUCAGAGGAGGAUAGCAGAAAGAGAAGCACGACGAACACGGCGGCGACAAGCUAGAGAGCAGAAUGGAAAGAGGGCUGAGCAUAAAGAAGGCUUAUCAUCUGAUGAUGAGGAAACCUCUACUGACAUAACCAGCUUCAACAUGGAGAGAGAUCGCAUCAUCAGGGAAUGUAAGAAAGUGUUUGAGGAUGUGGUGGAGGACUUCCAUUCUCUUGACUGCAUCAAAUCCCAUUUUGAAGUGUGGAGGCGAGACUAUGCCGAAUGCUACAGGGAUGCUUACAUAGGACUCUGUCUGCCCAAACUCUUCAACCCUUUAGUCCGCCUGCAGCUCAUCACGUGGAACCCUCUUGAGGGUCAGUGUGCAAACUUCGAGUACAUGCUCUGGUUUGAGUCGCUGCUGUUUUACGGCUUUGAGGAGCACAGCACUUUACAGAGAGGAGAUGGAGAUAUCAGCUUGCUGCCUGCUAUAGUGGAGAAGGUCAUCCUCUCCAAACUGACAGUGUUGGCAGAACAAGUGUGGGACCCGCUGUCGAGCAGUCAGACAGCCAGUCUGGUGGCUUUCAUUCACAGACUAAUGAAAGGUUACCCCACUGUGCUGCAUGGGGACAACCGCUACACACAGGAGCUUUUGAAAACCAUCGUCUUAAGGACCAGGCGUACUCUGGAUGAAGAUGUCUUCCUUCCACUCUACCCCAAAAAUGUGUUGGAGAACAAGAAUAGCGGCCCCUACUUGUUCUACCAGAGGCAGUUCUGGUCCUGUGUGAAGCUGCUGGGCAACAUCCUGCAGUGGGAAGGCGUCUUAUCCAUGUCCUGUCUGAGGGAUCUGGCUUUGGACAGCACUCUGAAUAGAUACAUCCUCUCUGCACUGCAGACCACAGAUACUUGGGAGGACAAUGUUCCAAAGUGCCAGAAGGUGGUGGAGUGCUUGCCAGUGCAGUGGUUCUCUGGGCUGAAGGGCCAGCAGACGUUGCCUCAGUUGGAGCCAUUCUGUCGCUACCUCACCCACCUGGCCAACUUAUUGUACCGCAGCAGUUUGGGCAUGUCUGAUGUGGAACGGCGCAAUGCCAAGGACCAAGUGAAAGAGGUCGUGAAGAUGUUGGGCCACGUGAAUGCCCUGGACCACAUCAUCACCGUGGCAGCAGAGCACGGCAUUAAAGACAUCAAGACACUUUUGGAAGCCAAAUCGUAGAGGACGACAUGGCAACAGCAACUUUUCAUUCACGUUUUGUUGUUUUCAGCACGCUUGAAGCCGUGGGGAUCACCAAGUGGGAUUCCUGGAAGAAGGUGUGCAUAAAUAAAACUCAACUGUCGCUACUUUAACUGAAAGAGGAAGGUGAAAAAAACCUUGGUGUAAAUAUUGUGAAUAGUGUAAAGAAGGGUGUGCUACACCUAUCAACAAGACCCAUGCUGAAACGAGGCCUUGUAUUGUCAGCUCAAAAUAACCACUCCGUUAUUCUACAUGCUGGCGUUAUUUUACAUGCAUAAUUUAUUAAGAGUAAACAGUGAAUUGCUGGCAUCUGUUUGUAAAACAUCUGAUCUCUAAAUUGACACCAUAUUUGACUUGGAUCUCUGUAAAAACCGCUUAACCACCUUUAUUUCUCUUACACGCUAAUGUUUUCCACAUGUGCCAAAAGAACUUUUGAAAGGUAGAAAUUUCACACUGGCAAAGACUGACAACCAACUUGUCUCCCUGCGCUCUGUGGCACAGUUAGUCUGGUUGUUUUUUGCUCCCCACCUCAUCCCACAGUGCUCCUCGUCACCCAUGGACUGCCCUGAUGACCCUACCAGAGCUGAGAGCUUUGUAUUCAGAUUUGUACAACUUUUGUUUCAGUAUUUUAUUUGCCUGAGAAUAAACUAUCCAUUUGA
Messenger RNA from Chelmon rostratus (copperband butterflyfish), 3551 nucleotides. It is a transcript of the gene paxbp1, whose product is annotated as PAX3 and PAX7 binding protein 1. NCBI's taxonomy places the organism in Eukaryota, Metazoa, Chordata, Actinopteri, Chaetodontiformes, Chaetodontidae. The transcript is spliced from 18 exons. Gene Ontology annotation, molecular function: DNA binding. Bases 112 to 2874 code for a protein of 920 amino acids. The record is from RefSeq and is a predicted model, not a curated record. Gene Ontology annotation, biological process: positive regulation of transcription by RNA polymerase II; mRNA splicing, via spliceosome. Gene Ontology annotation, cellular component: nucleus.